CACACGAGAUAGGUGCUUAGCACGCCCUUUUCCUCCAGUUGAGUUCGCGUAUUUUCAGUGAUUUGUGACACCUUGUUAAAACACCCUGCGGAUUACCUUUUAUCCAAGUACAAUGUGGAUACGAAUUUAAAAGGAUGUUUUGGAGACGUAUCAGGCCCUGGAUUGUGUUGGUGGUGGCAACGAUCGGCACAGUACAAGGGCAAUUCAGGUCUCCCAGGAUAAUCGAACACCCCUCGGACGUUGUCGUACCUAAGAACGAACCGGUCACACUUUACUGCAAAGCCGAAGGCCGUCCAGAGCCGUCCAUAAGGUGGUACAAGGAUGGGGAGUUCGUGAACACCAACGGCCCGGACGUCAAAACCCACAGAGUCCUCCUUCCUUCUGGGUCCCUGUUCUUUCUCAGGGUCGCUCAUGGGAAGAAAGAGCAGGACGACGGCGUCUACUGGUGCGUGGCCACCAAUCAGGUCGGCUCAGCGACCAGUAGGAACGCUACGCUGCACGUCGCAGUACUCCGAGACGAGUUCAGGUCAGUGCCAGUCGGGACGAGGGUAGCAGCAGGGGAAACCGCCCUCCUUGAGUGUGGCCCACCAAAAGGCUACCCCGAGCCGAGCAUACUCUGGAAAAAGGACGGAACUAUGAUCGACCUCGAGGCGUCCGACCGGGUGCGCAUAGUCGACGGAGGAAACCUGAUGAUCCGUGAAGUCAAACCCAGCGACGAGGGCAGGUACCAGUGCAUCGCGCAGAACAUCGUCGGAGUAAAAGAAACCACACCAGCCCUCCUCACUGUUCACGUGAAACCGUUCUUCUCGAAGGAGCCUUCGGACGUGACGGUCGUCGCGGACUCGAGCGUGGAACUCGAGUGCAAAGUCGGCGGUGAUCCCGUGCCGAAAAUCCUCUGGAGAAGAGAUGACGGAAAAAUGCCAGUAGGAAGGGCGAAGAUAACGGACGAGAAGAACCUCAGGGUAGACAGGGUUCAGCCUGAAGACGAAGGCGUCUACAUCUGCGAGGCGUCCAACCUCGUCGGGUCGAUAUCGGCCAAAGCCGCAUUAACCGUCCACUCCGCCCCGAAUUUUAUAGUAAAGCCAACGGACGAGACGGUGUCGUUAAACGGGAUAGCAGGCUUCGAAUGCCUCGCAGAAGGUAACCCGCGGCCGUCCGUCUUCUGGACGAAGGAGGGCAGCCAGGUACUCAUGUUUCCCGGGAACUCUUACGGCCGGUUCGCCGUGAGCCCGUCCGGAAGGUUGAGCAUUAACGGCGUCCUCAGGGAGGAUUCGGGUUUCCUCGUAUGCUCCGCGUUGAGCGUAGCCGGUUCCGCCACAGCUCGGGCAUUCCUGCAGGUAAGGUCCGUUGGUGACGUCCCUCCGCCGAUUAUCGAAGUGGGUCCUGCCAACCAGACCCUACCGCUCCACUCGCUGGCCACUCUUCCAUGCCAAGCGGCCGGCGACCCAAAACCAAAAGUCAAGUGGUUCAAGAAUGGAGGCCAGCUCGCGUCCAGCAAGAGGAUCAUCAUUUUUGAAAACGGAACACUCCAGAUUGACGACCUUGAAAAGAGCGAUUCUGGUCUUUACACAUGUACUGGAGUAUCUGAAAGUGGCGAAAGCUCUUGGUCCAGCUCACUUUCUGUCGAGGAAAAUCCGGGUGCCGAGCUGCACCGCAGUCCAGAUCCGAGCGUUUUUCCCAAACCCCCUUCAACUCCGAGAUUGUUAAAUUCGUCAGAAUCUUCUUUGACGGUAGCGUGGGAUCCUCCCCAAGGCACUACAACAUUGAUCGGCUACACCCUCGAGUACUACAGUCCCGAUCUUCAAACUGGAUGGGUUGUGGCUGCACAUAGAGUGAAUGCUCAUUCCAUCGUUGUUAAAGAUUUAAAACCAGAUACGAGAUACGUAUUUAUCGUCAGAGCUGAAAAUUCAUUUGGGCUUUCUGUCCCAAGCAAUAUAUCAGUAGUGGGAAGAACUUUAAGCAAAGAUUCAAGAGCAGUACCUCCCCAACAGCUCGAUGAGGCCAGAGCAAGGCUGGGCACAAAAGUGCUUACAUUAAUGGAACUUGUCGCGACAUCUUCUACAAGUGUGCGUGUCACUUGGGAGGUCCUCACUGGCGACGAGUACUUGGAAGGUGCAUACGUCAGGUUCAGGGAGCUUGCAGGCGGUUCUCAUAAGUACAAUAUGGUCACUGUGAUGAAUGCUGGUGCUACACAGUACACUGUAUCUAACCUGAGGAAGUUCACUAAGUACGAGUUCUUUCUUGUCCCUUUCUUCAAAAGCGUGGAAGGACAACCGUCGAAUUCGAAAAUUGUUCAAACUCUUGAAGAUGUUCCUUCAGCGACACCAACAGGCGUAUCGUUUGAAAUCAUAAACACAACUUCGGUGUUUCUCCGGUGGUCACCACCACCACCGCAGCACUUAAAUGGUGUCCUUCUUGGCUACAAGGUGGUCAUAAGGAGCAACACAUCCUUUGCUGAGACUAGUCUUAACACGACCACGGCAUCGAUGCUCUUGGGCAAUCUCAGCCCGAAAUCGAGUUACUCCGUGAGGAUUUCAGGAUUUACAAGAGCGGGACUAGGCCCGUACAGUCCAGAGGUUUCCAUCAGCACCGUUGAGCCGCUGCAACGCCCCAGAGCAUACCAACCAUCCACUCCGACAUGGCUUCUGGUUGUAACUGCCGGGUCUGCUUUAGUUCUCGGCCUUAGCUGCAUUACAGCUCUCUAUUUAAGAAGAAGACAACUAUCAAAAGAACUCGGCCAUCUCUCCGUAAGUGGAAAUGAAGUAUCCCUUUUGCAAGGAGCUGGAAAAGACACUUUUUGGAUUGAAAGGGGCGGAUGGGGUAAAGAAGGAAUUAACGGACAAGGAGAUUAUGCAGAAGUUGAUACAAGAGGCCUGACAACGUUUUGUAACGUUAGAAAAGACCAGCCAACACCAUACGCCACAACUACUUUAUUGAAUAGAAGGCCUUGUCCUGAACUUGUGCCUUUAUCAGAGACGAAAAUAGAAGAAGAACCACCGCAGGAAAACAACGAAUCUGGUCUUUAUUAUGAAUUUGAUUCAACAGGUGAAGAAGUCAAGACAAACAAACUGCCUAGCAAGUUCAAUUCCGCCGGAAAUGUUGCCAAUUGGACAGAAUUCUUGCCACCACCUCCAGAUCAUCCACCCCCUCACCACAGGACAACUAGAUCUAUAAAUCAGGAAAUGUGUGUAAGCCCACAAGUAUCAAGAAGGUGUCCUCCCGUACCACCGGCAAGAAACUAUUCUCCAGCAUGGCUCGAUUCGAACAACUCCGUGAACUCAGAGCCUGCUCGCAAGCAUUAUCCACCUCCGAUGCAAAAACCGCCUCCUAUUCCUCGAUUUAACGUGGGCCAUUCUCAGAGCAGCCACAGCAGCAGUUCUUCAUGCCCAUACCACAGAUGCAGCAAAUCACAAAACAGUGAAAACGCAUCCUUACUUUACCGACAACCUAUCAACAGUGAAGAAUGUUCUCACUCACAAGACAAAUGUGUUCAGUCAAUGGUGAACUGUAGAAACUAUAGAAAUGAUGAUUAUAGCGGACCAUGUUGGAAUGAGGACUGCAGUUCACACGCAAGCGAUACCGGGUGUUCGUGCAGCGAGUCAUCGUGUUUGUACUCUGAGGCGAAUCAUGCAGAAAUCUGCGCAAAUUAAUAAUAAGGAAGUACUUUUCACUCCUAGUAUUAAGCCCUGGAUGUUCAUACUUUUGUACAUUUCUGUAUAUUAUAAUUGUUUCGACGUGUAAUUUAUUUUGUAAAUUAUAUAUCAAUUUUCUUUUUUUUCUUUUAAGUUAUAGUUACCAAGUCAUUUGUACCCUUACAAUGUGUCAAUUUUAAAUGGAAUCAUGACCUUUUUCAGAAACUUUAGUCAUACAGAGAUAAGUCCAAUUUUUUGAACAUAAAUUUUCAAAAAAUAUUCUAACUGGGGUCCAAAAUUAGUCCAAAUCACAUCCGUCAAUGAACGUUUAAACUAUUGUACUGACACAGCUUUGGUAAAAAUUUUAAAUUUGUAUUUUAAUACAAAACAAGACAUAUCUCAAAAGGAUUAAUUUACGUUAAAAAUGUAGUUGCUUAGUCGCAUAGUGUAGGGCCAGUAUUGUAUUUUUCUUUUGGAAUUUGCUUUAUGAGAGAUGAUUACCAAAUGUAAUAAAAAAAAUAAAAAGUAAAUAGGAUCAUUAAAACCUUUGUUAUGUUGAUAGACUGAUAAUUUAUACAAUUUGUAUUAUUUAUAUUUGUAAAUAUUGUAAAUAUAUGAAAGCUUUCUUGUGUGUCCUAUUUUAUACAUGUUACGGGGAAUUUUUGUAUACAAUUAUAAUAAUUCUUUUUACAAUACAUUAUAACUAAUUA
Messenger RNA from Cimex lectularius (bed bug), 4342 nucleotides. RefSeq names its product roundabout homolog 2-like. Gene Ontology annotation, biological process: cell-cell adhesion; axon guidance. Gene Ontology annotation, cellular component: plasma membrane; axon. The record is from RefSeq and is a predicted model, not a curated record. Lineage: Eukaryota; Metazoa; Arthropoda; Insecta; Hemiptera; Cimicidae. The coding region runs from base 135 to 3650 and encodes 1171 amino acids. The transcript has 17 exons. Gene Ontology annotation, molecular function: protein binding.